This is a messenger RNA of Setaria italica (foxtail millet), 1875 nucleotides long. Its product is annotated as putative F-box/FBD/LRR-repeat protein At4g03220. The transcript is spliced from 3 exons. NCBI's taxonomy places the organism in Eukaryota, Viridiplantae, Streptophyta, Magnoliopsida, Poales, Poaceae. The record is from RefSeq and is a predicted model, not a curated record. Bases 27 to 1589 code for a protein of 520 amino acids. Gene Ontology annotation, molecular function: protein binding.
CAGAAUCCCUCCCCAUCUCCAUUUCCAUGGAGCAAAGCGGCAGCGAGAUCGCGGCCAAGCGCGUGAAGCCCUCCGACGGCGCCGCCGCCGCCGCCGGCGAGGACCUCCUUAGCGCGCUCCCCGACGAUGUCCUCGUCCUCAUCCUGCUCCGCCUCGGCACCGCCGCCGCCGUCCAGACCAGCUCCCUCUCGCGCCGCUGGCGCCGCGUCUGGGCCCUCCUCCCGGAGCUCCGCUUCCACCUCGCCCCGGACGGCCCCCGCAUCCGCGAGCUUCUCGACGCCCCUGAAGCCCCGGAGCUCCGCUGCGUUUCCGUCACCACCGAAGACGCCGCCCCCCACUCCGCGGCGGCCUGGCUUCCCGUCGCCGCGCGCCGCCUCUCCGGGGAUCUUGUCUACCACAACGUGGUUCGGGGGAACCACGUCGACGAGGAUGAUGAUGAUGAUGAUGGUGAUGAGGAGGAGGCGGAGGAGGCCGGGGUUAGAGGCGACGUUCAGCUGCCCUGCUUCGGGAAGGCCAUCAAGAUUGUGCUCAACCUAGGGUUUCUCAGCCUCGCCUUGCCGUCCAUGGGUAUCUUCCCCCGGCUCACCAAGCUCUCCCUGAGUCGGGUCCGGUUCCGUGGCCCAUGCGAGCUCGGCAAUUUAGUCUCCUCGCCGCGGUGCCCGUGCUUGCAGAAGCUCAAGGUCCAUGACUCCAGGGGGCUGCACAAUCUCUCCAUCCACUCUGAGUCUCUCCUGCAAAUUAAGCUGGAGAGCCUUUAUUCCUUGCAGCAGCUCACAAUUGUGGCACCGGCUCUCCUGGGGUUAGCCGUGACUUUUAGCUUCAUUGAUGAUGAUCCGAGUAAACCGAUUGCCAACAUCUCAGCGCCGCAGCUGGUGUCUUUGACGUGGAGAGAUUUGUAUGAUCCGCGAUAUGUCCAUCUUGGCAAUUUGGGACGACUCCAAAAGCUGAACAGCUUUUUUAUUGUAUAUGGGCAACAUGCCAGUAGAGAUAAGAAUCAGUAUUGUCUGAGGCUCUUGCAGCAAUUUCAGGUCAUUCACAGUCUUAAGCUCAUGCUCGUGUAUCGGAAGGACAUAGAUGACUUUCAAUACUUAAUGGGAGACAUGAAAAUGCUUCCUCAAAUUACGUUCUUGCAACUGGCUGUAUCCAACGAAGGUCAUGCUUUUGGAGCCAGCUCAUUCCAUCUGCUCAGGAUGUGUACUGGUCUAAGAAGAUUGGUAUUUGUGUUACAUGACAAUAGGAACCUGGAGGCGCAGUCUACAUGUCCAUCAGGCUGCAUUUGUGAUCAACCAACAAGCUGGAAGACCGAGGGACUUGUGCUGAAUCACCUUGAACAUGUAACCAUUUUUGGCCUGCAAGGAGCUGAGCGUGAAGUUACUUUUGUGAAACAACUGUUCAGUUGGGCGAUGGUGCUGAAAAACAUUAGAAUAACAUUCGACUACCAGGUCACUGAAAGCAAGGCCAGAGACUUCUGCCAGGCAUUAGCGGGCUUCUCAAGGCCAGAAACGUCUGUGGAAUUUCACUUGUUCCGUGAUGCGGACAAGAGGUCGGUGUAUUUGCUUGCACCAGAAGGCCAAGGCACCGAUUUGUGACUGUGGAGCACUGAUCGUUCUCUGUUAUUGCUUCACUGCUUGUAUAUCUUUUAGUUUUCCUCUGUAUGCCGUAGUCUGCUGCAUGUUACUGUUAAAGUUACAAACCAUGGAGCGCUGAUCGUUCCCUGUUGUUGCCUCACUUCACUUGUGUCUUUUGUUUUUCCUCUGUAUGCCGUAGUAUGCUGCAUGUUAAUGUUUUUCCUUAUAAGAUGAUGUAGAUCCAGCAGUGGAUGAUCUCUGUGGAUAUGGUGAUCUGUUGAUGUUGAAAUGUCACGAUAUAUUCUUA